AUGCUUAAGAAUCCAUCAAUAAAAUAUCCACCACCAAAACAAAUAAAUUUAACAAAUAGAGAAUGGCCUUCAAAAGUUAUAAAAAAAGCUCCGCGUUGGUUAUCUACAGAUUUAAGAGAUGGAAAUCAAUCAUUACCUGAUCCAAUGUCAAUACCUGAAAAAAAAGAAUAUUUUCAUAAAUUAAUUGAUUUAGGUUUUAAAGAAAUUGAAGUAAGUUUUCCUUCUGCUUCACAAACUGAUUUUGAUUUUACAAGAUACGCAGUUGAAAAUGCUCCAGAAGAUGUUGCAAUUCAAGUUUUAACACAAUCAAGAGAACCGUUAGUUAGAAGAACUAUUGAAUCAGUUACAGGUGCUAAAAGUGCUAUUAUUCAUAUUUAUCUUGCAACUUCUGACAUAUUUAGAGAAGUAGUAUUCGGAAUGUCCAAGGAAGAAGCAAUUUCUAAAGCAGUCGAAAUCACAAAAUUAGUAAAAUCAUUAACUAAAGAUGAUCCAACAAAAUCAGAAACUAAAUGGAAUUUAGAAUUUUCACCAGAAUGUUUUUCCGAUACUCCAGUUGAAUUUGCUGUUGAAAUUUGUGAAGCUGUUAAAAAUGUUUGGGAACCAACUGUUGAAAAUCCAAUGAUUUUUAAUUUACCUGCUACUGUUGAAGUUGCUGGUCCAAAUGUUUAUGCUGAUCAAAUUGAAUAUUUUAUUAAAAAUAUAUCAGAAAGAGAAAAAAUUGUAGUUUCAGUACAUUGUCAUAAUGAUCGUGGUUGUGGUGUUGCAGCAACUGAAUUAGGCUUAUUAGCUGGUGCUGAUCGUGUUGAAGGUUGUAUAUUUGGUAAUGGUGAACGUACUGGUAACGUUGAUUUAGUAACUGUUGCAUUAAAUUUAUAUACUCAAGGUAUUCCACCAAAUUUAGAUUUUUCAGAUUUACAAAGUGUUAUCGAUGUUAGUGAACGUUGUAAUAAGAUUGAUGUUCAUCCAAGAUCACCAUAUGGUGGUUCUUUAGUUGUUUGCGCUUUCAGUGGUUCACAUCAAGAUGCUAUUAAAAAAGGUUUCAGUUAUAAAAGAGAUGAUCAAAGAUGGGCUAUUCCAUAUUUACCAUUAGAUCCAAAAGAUAUUGGUAGAACAUAUGAAGCAGUUAUUAGAGUCAAUUCACAAUCUGGUAAAGGUGGUGCCGCAUGGGUUAUUUUAAGAUCAUUAGGUUUAGAUUUACCAAGACAAUUACAAGUUUUGUUUUCAAGCGUUGUUCAGGAAAAAGCUGAUUCAUUAGGUAGAGAAUUGCAAACUGAAGAAAUUGUUGAAUUAUUUAAAAAAGAAUAUCUUAUUGAAUCACCAUUAAAAUUAAAUGAUUUUGAAAUUACAAAAGGUAAAGAUUCAAAUAAUAAGGAAAUAUUUGCAGAACUUUCAAAUAAUACUAUAAUCAGAGGUCAAGGUAAUGGACCAAUUUCUGCUUUUAUUGAUGGUAUUUCAAAUAAAUCAGGUACUUUAUUUGAAGUCUUGAAUUAUUCUGAACAUAUUUUGGGAUCAGGUACUUCCUCAAAAGCUGUUUCUUAUGUACAAAUUGGUUAUUUAAAUGAACAAGGGGAGAAUGUUUCAAAAUGGGGUUGUGGUAUUAGUCAUGAUGUCAGUCAAGCUUCAAUUGAUGCAAUUUUAAGUGUUGUCAAUUCAUUAUUUGCAAAAGGUUCAAUUAAAAUUUAA
Molecule: messenger RNA, 1683 nt
Organism: Lodderomyces jiufengensis
Lineage: Eukaryota; Fungi; Ascomycota; Pichiomycetes; Serinales; Debaryomycetaceae
Gene: LEU4
Product: 2-isopropylmalate synthase
Exons: 1
Coding region: 1-1683 (560 amino acids)
Biological process (GO): L-leucine biosynthetic process
Cellular component (GO): mitochondrion
Molecular function (GO): 2-isopropylmalate synthase activity
Source: RefSeq, a predicted model, not a curated record